Messenger RNA from Anguilla rostrata (American eel), 2045 nucleotides. RefSeq names its product 5-hydroxytryptamine (serotonin) receptor 1B (gene htr1b). Gene Ontology annotation, molecular function: G protein-coupled serotonin receptor activity; dopamine neurotransmitter receptor activity, coupled via Gs. Lineage: Eukaryota; Metazoa; Chordata; Actinopteri; Anguilliformes; Anguillidae. Gene Ontology annotation, biological process: regulation of behavior; bone remodeling; G protein-coupled dopamine receptor signaling pathway. The transcript has a single exon. Gene Ontology annotation, cellular component: plasma membrane. The record is from RefSeq and is a predicted model, not a curated record. Bases 569 to 1714 code for a protein of 381 amino acids.
GCCUCGCUCCCGUGCAACUUUUGAAGUAUUCCGGUCGCCAGCAAGCCUGACAUCUCUAAGAAGGGAAUACAUGCAUUUAAAAAGUGAGAUAGAGUGGCAAAGCCUGUCUGACGACGAAAGCGAAUCAUUGCUUCCUUUUCAGUAACUUAAAUUAGGCUGUGUGCUCUUUCAUAAAGCUAAACUGAAAGUAAUUUAAGCUGUGGAAUGGAAUUUUUAACAUCAAAAGUAAUGGUGAAUAUCGUAUUAUGUGACUUUACUGAAAGGCACUGAAUGGAGAUAAUGAAAUGGAGAAAAAGAACCACCUACCAAAGUAACAAGAUGUUCCAAUGCGGGCAUUUUUCAUACUCCUGUUCUUUUAUUUCUCCCGAUAAACUAUGACGUAUCUCUGAAACCCAAUGGCGAUGAAAUUACAUCUAGAAAGAACAGUCCGGACAGAGACGUCUUAUAUGGAAGAAACGUCCGCUUCAGUGCACUCUCUGUGUGUAGAAGUAUUCUCAAACGGCUCCAUCGAUGACAGAAAUGCAGAUACCACUUUACGAUUUAUACUGCGAGUAGUAAACCGGGAGGGAUGGAGCACUCCAGUCAGUUCAAACCGGCACCAGGUAUUUACGGAGACUUACUGAAUACUUCGACCAACGGCACUAAUGUGUUUGACUCUUCUCAAGCCGAUGGGAAAUCGGCGAAUCUGGUUUUCCAGACAAGCUUAGCCGUAAUACUUUCUAUCAUAACUCUCGCAACUACAUUGUCCAAUGCUUUUGUCAUCGCUACUAUUUCUCAAUCUAGGAAACUGCAUACUCCCGCGAACUUCUUAAUAGCUUCGCUUGCUGUGACAGAUCUGUUGGUGUCUAUUCUGGUUAUGCCAAUAUGCGUUUUGUACACAGUGAGUCAAACCUGGUCUUUAGGUCAAAUUAUCUGCGACCUCUGGCUGUCUUCUGACAUAACGUGUUGCACAGCUUCGAUUCUGCACUUGUGCGUUAUUGCGUUGGAUCGCUACUGGGCUAUAACAGACCCGGUUGAGUAUUCCAAAAAGCGCACGCCGGCGCGCGCUGCGGGGAUGGUAGCUACUGCUUGGGUCAUCGCCAUAUCCAUAUCGCUGCCUCCGUUGUUCUGGCGGCAGGUGAAAGCGGAUGAGGUGACCAGUUGCAGCGUAAACACUGAUCACAUAUUCUACACCAUCUAUUCAACUUUCGGAGCAUUCUACAUCCCUACCCUGCUUCUCAUCGUGUUAUAUGGCCGGAUCUACGUUGAAGCCCGAAAAAGGAUUUUAAAACAGUCGCCGAAAAAAACUGGGAAAAGAUUGACUUCGGCUCACCUAAUCACAAACUCGCCGGGGUCCACGACCCCUCUGAACUACAGAACAAAAGAAACAUCAUACAGCGAAACCAGCUCGCCGACUAGCGCAAACCAGGUGAAAGUAACGGUGUCCGACGCACUUUUGGAGAAAAAGAGAAUCUCAGCUGCAAGGGAGAGAAAAGCAACGAAAACUUUGGGAAUAAUACUGGGAGCGUAUAUCGUCUGCUGGCUGCCGUUCUUCAUUUACACCUUGUUGGUGCCUAUUUGCACAUCUUGUAUUUUUCACCCGGAAUUGUUUGACUUCUUCACUUGGCUUGGCUAUCUUAACUCUUUAAUCAAUCCGAUUAUUUAUACCAUGUCGAACGAGGAUUUUAAGAAGGCUUUUCACAAACUCUUGCGCUUUAAUUGUUGCAGAUCUUGAAAUUUCCGAAAAUUCACCGCGUAACCACCACAUAGAGAUCAAUUUCCCUCGGCAGACUUGUGUCACGCUUCUUUCAACCUAACCCAUAUUAACUAUAUACAUGCAGUGCCCUGUUCUUCAGAUCAAAUCUCGCUAUGAUCUUCUAGCGUCAGUGGGAUUUUAAAUGCUGCACCCUUUCUUCCACUGUUAAGAAAUGAGGGCUGUUUGAAAGCUGUGCGCUUUAGUUCCUGCAUACUUGUACUGUAUAUUCCACAGUUUAUGUUAUGUGUCCCAAAUCAUAUAUGUAACUGAUUCUGUUUUAAACUCCUGAAUGAAAAAAAAUAUUAAAUAA